This is a messenger RNA of Octodon degus (degu), 435 nucleotides long. Its product is annotated as unconventional myosin-Id-like. NCBI's taxonomy places the organism in Eukaryota, Metazoa, Chordata, Mammalia, Rodentia, Octodontidae. Gene Ontology annotation, molecular function: actin filament binding; microfilament motor activity; ATP binding. The coding region runs from base 70 to 435 and encodes 121 amino acids. The transcript has 4 exons. Gene Ontology annotation, cellular component: actin cytoskeleton; vesicle; myosin complex. Gene Ontology annotation, biological process: vesicle transport along actin filament; actin filament organization. The record is from RefSeq and is a predicted model, not a curated record.
CCCGCGGCCGGAGCGCGCCCACCUGAGCCCGCUGCGCCCACCUGAGCCCGCUGCCCGUGCGCCGGCGCCAUGGCGGAGCAGGAGAGCCUGGAGUUCGGCAAGGCGGACUUCGUGUUGAUGGACACCGUCUCCAUGCCCGAGUUUAUGGCCAACCUCAAGCUCAGAUUUGAGAAAGGACGCAUCUAUACAUUUAUUGGAGAAGUCGUCGUCUCUGUGAAUCCUUACAAGUUGCUGAACAUCUAUGGGCGGGACACAGUUGAGCAGUAUAAAGGGCGUGAGCUGUAUGAGAGACCACCUCAUCUCUUUGCUAUUGCUGAUGCUGCUUACAAGGCUAUGAAGAGGCGAUCAAAAGACACCUGUAUUGUUAUAUCAGGUAUUCGGAGGAGGCCCUGGUACAUCCAACCUCAGAGUGCAUUUAACUUACUUAAUACUUAA